Molecule: messenger RNA, 1197 nt
Organism: Oldenlandia corymbosa var. corymbosa
Lineage: Eukaryota; Viridiplantae; Streptophyta; Magnoliopsida; Gentianales; Rubiaceae
Source: the annotation of a GenBank genome assembly
AUGGAUGAAACAGAUAUGGUAUCACUUUUCAGCUCAUUUGGAAGAGAAACUUCAUAUAAGGUGAUUAAAGAUGAAGAUGGAAUCAGCAAAGGAAAUGGUCGAAGAAGCAAAGAGGGCUGGUGGUUCACGAUUUACUGUUCUGUUCAAGACUUUGAUUGCGGCCUUUGCUCAAAAGAAAGAAAAAAGUUGUCAACAUUUGCAGAGGUGCUCUGUGCAGUACCCAGGCAACCAUUGUAUCCUUCAAUUUCGUCUUCUCUUCUGAAUUUGCUUCAGCCAAAGCAAAAUGAAGGCUCUAGUGGAGGUCUGCUUGGAGUUUCUCCAGUGCAGGAGCAGAGAUGUCUUGAUAUGUUACAAGGAACUAUUGAUCCUUGUAGACAACCACAGGAUGAGCCUGAACUGGGAAAGACUCAUCAGUAUCAUGAAGCAAACCUGGAAGUAUCUAACAGUGAUCAAGCUGAAAGAGGGAUGAACCUUGAUCGUGAUCGUGCUCGUCCUCAUGGCACAAGCAUGGUGGGUUUCAAAUUCAUAAACAAAGAUUUAAAUCAAAUUGAGAUCAUAUUGGCAUCGGAUGGAGAUGAUAAAGCGAAUAAAAUUGAAAGAUUGAGCUCCCAUUUGUUGUGCGCCUACGCAGGUCCCCAGGCUGUAGGCAAACCUUUGGUAGAAAUGUUGAAGACUGAGAGUUGGGAUGUUGAAAACUCCAACAAAAAAUACAAGUCUUGGAUGGCAGCAGGUACUGCGGAAGAUUGGCAGAAAAAUGAGGCCGCAACAUUGGCUGCCAAGGCUGAAAUCGACAUCAACAACAAUCCAACAGAUUUAAUGAUUGCCAGUUUUGAUGCUGACGGGGGCGCGAGCCUACAUGUGGUGAAUCAAAGAGGCAUUCAGAGGGAGACUGAGAUGGAAGGUGUUGGAUCUGGUUCCGUACCCGCUUUGGCACACCUGCGCGCCAAACUUGAUCUUCUUCCUGUGUUGACAAUCAAGGAAGCAGCUUCGCAUGCUAGAGAGGCAAUUGAGGUUGCUUCCAUAGUGGAUGAGAAAGGUACUGGGGGUAAGAUUUCAGUGGUUCAUCUGGGGGAUUUAGGGUCAACUCCAUGUACUGAGGAAGAAAACAUCACAACAGGUUGGAGUCGGACAGAUGAGUUCUUUGAAGGUUUGGUGGAUGAAGUUGAUAUCGAUUUACCUGCACCUGAAACUCCCUGA